This is a messenger RNA of Phaedon cochleariae (mustard beetle), 2454 nucleotides long. The record is from the annotation of a GenBank genome assembly. Lineage: Eukaryota; Metazoa; Arthropoda; Insecta; Coleoptera; Chrysomelidae.
AAAUGAAUUUGAGAAUUCCUCCAGUCAAGUACUGUUAUUUAUUAUAAAGUCAGCUGACAAGUGCCUUUUCAUUAGCAUGUCUAUAAUACUUUUGUGUAUACCAGCUUUUACCUUCUCUGAAUGAUUUCACAUUUUCUGUCCUGUGAUUGAGUGAUAUGAUAGUAUUCCAAAGAAUCCAAAGACCAUAUUUUUAGUGGGUCUUAUUUCUGCCAGAUAUUGCAUUUCUACAAAAUAAAGAGGGAAUGAUUGUGUUAUCAUAGAUUUAAAUCUAUGGUGUUAUUGUAUUUAAAUCAAUAAUUGAAAAUGGGCAUAAAAGGUUUAACAACAUUUGUGAGGAACAAAUCUCAAUAUUGUAUGGAAUCUUAUGAAUUGCAUGACACAAAUUUGGUGAUAGAUGGUGAUGCUGUACUUUGCCAACUGUACUUGAAACAUACACUUCACAGAAAUGCAUGUUUUGGUGGUGAUUAUGACAAAUUUGGCAAUACCAUUUACAAGUUUUUCCAGAUGCUCUCUGAAUGUAAGAUAACCCCUUAUGUGAUUCUUGAUGGAGGCUAUGAAAGCCGUAAAAUGGAUACAAUAUUAGAACGUUUCAAGAUGCGACUCCAAAAUGUUGAGAUUUUGAACCCACGAACACAAGGGAAAAGUCCUUCCACUCCAUUAUUCAUCAGAGAAACUUUUGAAGACAUUGCUUUAAAACUAGGAAUAAAAUUAGUGAGAUGUGAUUUUGAAGGUGAUAGAGAAACUGCAAGUAUUGCAAAAGCUAUAAACUGUCCUGUGAUGAGCAAUGAUUCAGAUUUUUUCAUAUUUGGUAUUCCCUAUAUUCCAUUUCUAAGCUUGAAAAUGAAUGUAGUCAGUGGUGGACCAUUCAAAUACAUUGAGUGUGAAAUUUUCAGUGCAGAUAAAUUUGUUGAAUGCAUUGGAGGUCUGGAUAGAGAAAGUCUACCACUACUGUCUACCAUAAUUGGAAAUGAUUUCAGUAAUGGGGUUGAUUUAUCAAAACUGGGAUUGAAUGAAGACAACUCCAAUGGAUCUGGAAUGCUUCACAGAAUUGAGGUUUUGAUUUCCUGGCUGCAAAGAGAAAGUCACACCAGUGCAAUGGAUAAAAUCCUGAAAGCUUAUGAAGAACCUGAAAGGGAACAUAUCAGAAAAGAAAUGGAAAAUGCUGUCAAUGGAUAUACUUUAGUGGAUAGUCAGUACUUGAAAUAUCUAAGAGAAGAUUUAGUGAAGACCUUGGAUAUCACUUCUAAUUUGAAAAACCAGGAUGACUUUGAAUACAAUACUUAUGAAAAGCUUGUACCUGCUUUUCCCAAAGCAUUCAUAGAAAAUUUCAGAAAAUCCUUAUACCCCACCCGCUUUCUUGAUAUUCUCACACAAAAUAAAUAUUACAAUUUCAAACCACAGAUAGAAAUUAGUAAUAUGGAUCACACACACACAGGGAGCUUGGACAUCAUGUCAGCUGUACACAAAAUACUAACAAGCUCAUCCAAUAAUUUGGUUUGUUUAGUUAGAAUCAAAAAAGAUGUUGGAGAAAUAAUUGUGCCAGCAUGUGACCUAGAUAUACCAAGUUUUGCAGACAUCCAAGAUAUGGAUUUGCAAACAAGGAAGAAGCUGCUCCUGAAAAUUCUUGACAUAGAUGCUUCUUUUGUAAUGGAUGAUUUGAAAUAUUACCCUAAAUCUUGGUAUCUUUUCAUGUUCACUCUUACAUAUAUGAUCAAGAGAUCUUCUAUAUCUUGGCCUUUGGUGUAUUCUGCCAUUAUUUGCAAAAUUGCUAUAAGUUAUCUGGAUCCACAAAUAGGAUUUUUUCGCACAAUUACUGACUUUGAUAAGCAGUUUUAUCAACAAAUCAGUCAUAAGUUAGACAACUAUAGAAGGAGGACUAGACCAUUGAAAAAUAGACUGCAAGAAGCUUUCAGUGAUAUUACUUAUGAUGAUGCAUUACUUGCUAUGAGUCAACUUAUUCCCUACUUUGAAAUGGAUCCUCAACUUUAUAAUAAUCAGUCAUUCCAAAGACUUAUUGUUCAUCACAUGGGAGAGUUUCAGAGUGUCCUUUUACAUGUGAAAUGUUUAAAUCAGUUGUUGAAUAUGCCAUUUGAAGAUUUUCUCAUUUCAGAUUGUUUCAAUGGCACUUUCAUUUACAAUUUCACAAAAGGUUUGAGAGAACAGUAUGACCUGGAUGAUUAUAUGAAAUAUGGUUUAAGACAUUCUCCUAUUGUGUGCAAUUGUUUUGAAUUAGUUGUUGAUACACUUAAAAAGAAUACCAGUGUGCAUUUGGAGAAGAGAAGGAAAUUUUGAAUGACAGACUUAAAUGAGGUACAAUGAAUGGUUGCUGAUAUGUUAACUUGAAAAACUAUGCUACACAAAUUUACAGAUGAUAGAGCAUAGUUUGAUAGUUAUAUCAUACCUAUAGUGGGUAAUGAUUACUAAUAUUGAAAAAUAUUCCUAUUAAAAGUUCCC